Molecule: messenger RNA, 5809 nt
Organism: Caenorhabditis elegans
Lineage: Eukaryota; Metazoa; Nematoda; Chromadorea; Rhabditida; Rhabditidae
Gene: daf-15
Product: Raptor N-terminal CASPase-like domain-containing protein
Exons: 19
Coding region: 15-5363 (1782 amino acids)
Source: RefSeq, marked reviewed
GUUUCAGACACAAAAUGGAAGAGGAUAGGAGUAUAACACCGUUUUCCUCGUUUGCAGAACGUUUGACAGUCAAUUUGUGGCAUGCUCAGAGAAAUGUAGAAAGAGUCACAUUAUAUUUACAAGAACCCCGACAUGUCGAAGAUAUCGCAGGAAGUAUGGAAGAUGAGUGGGAUUGUAUUGAAGAGUGCGUAAAUCGCCGAAAAGGCAGUGAUCGCCUCCGAACUGCAUCUGUCGCCAUCAUCAUGUGUCUACAUUUGGGAGUCGAUCCACCAGAAGCUCCGUCUCGAAAAGAUGCUCCUUCUCGUCUUUUAUCAUGGGUUGAUCCAUAUAAAUGUGGUGCACACAAAGCAGCCAUAGAGAUCGGAUUGAGCACUCAAAGGGCUUAUGAAAAGUGGCAACCAAAAUCAAAAACUCGAUAUAAAAUUUGUACGGAUCCGCCUAUCGAUGACGUGAGAAAAGUUGCAACAAAUCUUCGAAGAAUCAGUGGAAAUGAUCGAGUUCUGUUUCACUACAACGGACACGGUGUACCGAAACCAACAGAUAAUGGAGAAAUUUGGGUAUUUAAUAAAAGCUUCACCCAAUAUAUUCCAUUGUCAAUAUUCGAUCUACAAGGAUGGCUUGAUUAUCCCACAAUUUAUAUCUGGGAAACUCAUUCAGCUGAGACAAUUCUUCAUAACUAUCGACGAUUUGGAGAAGAUCAGAAAAUAUCCUGGCAAAGUAGGUUUGAUCGAUGGCAAGAGGAACAGAGGAAUCUACCACCAAUCUCAUCAAAAAUGACAGAUGCUGAUCAAGCAGAAGCAUUAGGUUUUCCAGAGAAAUAUCCCAGAUAUAAUGAUUGUAUCCAUCUAGCAGCAUGCAGUGCCGGUCAAUGGCUUCCAAUGUCGAAUCCUCAUCUGCCAGCUGAUCUAUUCACUUCCUGUCUAACCACGCCUAUCCGAACAUCACUCGCAUUUCAUUUGAGUCAUUCGGAGCAUCGUGAUGAGUAUCCGGAAAACAUUUUGGACAUGAUUCCUGGAAAUCUUGCUGAACGAAGAACUGUGCUCGGAGAGCUCAACUGGAUAUUCACUGCCAUCACUGACACAAUUGCAUUCACUUCAAUAGAUCGUGACUCGUUCCAAAAACUUUUCCGUCAGGAUCUACUUUUGGCAACUCUGUUCAGAAGUUUCUUGCUUGCACAAAGAGUUAUGUCAAAGUUCAAUGUUUUACCAGUUUCGCAGCCUCCUCUGAAAGACACAUCAAUGCAUGAUUUAUGGAGAUGCUGGGAUCAAACAAUGGAUAUGGUUCUAGACUAUUGUAGAGAAUUGAUUUAUGUCAAAGAAUGCGAAAGAGCACUGUUUUGUGGAAGAGAUGUUAUUAAUAGAAGCAAUGUGUUCCCGUUUUUAGUGCUCAUUGACUUCGAACAUGUGCUGACUUACAAUGAGACCCACCAGUACAACACAUUCUUCACAGAACAACUACAAGCUUUUGAACUUUGGCUAGACUACGGUGUUGACGAAGGAACACCUCCACUCCAACUUCCGAUGGUUCUUCAAGUACUUCUGAGUCAGGCACAUCGUGUCAGAGCUCUACGAUUACUUGCACGAUUCCUUGAUUUUGGUAGAUGGGCUAUCGGAUAUUCACUUGCCGUUGGAAUCUUUCCAUAUGUUCUGAAGCUACUUCAAAGCAAUAUUAGUGAUUUGAAAAUCUCUUUAGCGUUUAUUUGGGCAAAAAUUCUGGCAGUAGAUCCAUCGUGUCAAAUGGAAUUAUUCAAUGAGUGUAUCGAUGAAUCAGCAACACAACAACAAUCACCAGCACAAUCACAACAACCAUCAGUUGCAUUGAAACCAUCAUCCAUGUUUGCAAAUCAUCCACCACCUGCACAAUUAACAAUGGAUAAACGUGCACUUCAGAUUAAUACUCAAACUGGCGGAAGAUUUCAAACUAAUCAGAAUCAGGCAUUGGAUAUGCAAUUACAAUAUGCUCAACAACAAGCUCAUCAGAGGCAAAUGGAUCCAUCAGGAGGACAACAUUCACCAAAUGCUCAGCCUAGACAACCACAACCACAGCAACCACAACAACUACAACAGCAACCAUCACAGCAACAACAACAACAAUCUAGACAACCGCAAGGAAUUAUGAAACCAACGAAUGCACAGCCACAAGAAAAGAAGACAAUGCUUCGUUUUCAAUAUUUCCUUCAACUUCUCGGCGAUCCUGAAAUCAAACCGAAACAGAAAACUGUUGCUGCAUUCGUACUUGCUCAGCUAACAUCCAAUAAUUUCAAACUGGCACAGAAAGAGCUCACCAAUAAGGGAUACAUGGGAAUUUGUACGGAAUUGAUGGUCGAUGAUACUGCGAGAAGCGUCAAAUUGCUGAAACUGUGGAUUCUGAUUGGAUUGGGUCGUCUGUGGUCAGAUUAUGAUGUAGCCAGAUGGCAGGGUAUUCGAUUAAUGGCUCAUGAUAAAAUGAUUUUGGAAUUGAGUGAUGAAUCAGCAGAAGUUCGUGCAGCUGCUGUAUUUGCACUUGGAAGCUUAUUGAGGAACUCUUCGAGAUCAAAUGAGCAUGCAUCAGCAGUUGAAGAAAAUCUAGCAGGAGAACUAUGUUCCCAGUGUGUGUUUGAUAGUUCUGUUCUUGUGAGAGAAGAACUGAUUGUUGCUCUUCAAUGGUUUGUGUUUGAUUUCGAGAAACGAUUCGUGAAAUUCUUACUGGAACUAUCGAAUCAAAUUAAGUUCAAACUUCCACGAAAACGAAAUUCUUCUGAAAAUCUCAGUGAACAAGGAUUGGAUAUUGCUGCAGAAAUGCCAUCAAAUCAUCGACGACCUCGUGCUCCACCAGUCAACGAAUUCAUGCAACCUUCAGUUAUUCGAAAGAAAAUGUCGACAAGUGUGUUCAGUACAGCUGUUGAAGAAACUGUGCAUGAAGACGGAAUAGGAAAUGUUUACCACAUUGCACAUGAAGCUGGAAAUCGUGUUGAACAAGAAUCUGAAGAUAUUGAGUAUAGAGAACGAGCAAAAGUACAGAUCAAGCACUUGGAAGCGAAAACAUUCAAUGAAGCCGUUGCUAAAACUUGGUUGUCACUUUUAAUAUUGUCAUUGGAUCCUAUUGAGAGGGUUGCCCGAAUGGCUCAAAAAAUAGUGCAUCGCGUCGAAGCAGGAAUGCCCGAAAUGCAAGCCAACAUUGACAAUACAAUGGCUCAUCUCAGUCGAAAAAUGAUUGCUCGUAAAAAUUCGAAGGCGACUGUCGAAAUGCCACGUAAACCAGUUGGACCGUCAGAAGAAGUUAGCACACUUUCAGAACGAAUAAAACGAAAUUUAGAAGUUGAAAAAGUUGUCGAAAUGAUUCCAGAGUCUGGAGUCUCUGCCGAUGGAAUUGACUUCACAAAAUUAAAUAUGCAAAAAGCGAAGGAACAAAGAAAAGGAGGAAAAGGAGGACAAAUCAAGAAGUUACAGGAUGAAUCAAAAGUCAAAUUUCAAGUUGGAAGCCCUGGUGAUGUAAAUCAACAACAUAAAAACGCGUUGUCUCCUGGUAGUUCGUUCACAGAUGAAACACAAAGCAGUGAACUUUUUUCCAAAGACGACUCUUCCGAUGACGACGAGAACAAAUCAGCCAACGAUGAGAAGGAUCGGGCAACAACUGCUUCAGGAAAAACUGUCAAAGGAGCUUUUCGAAAAUCAGACAUCAUGGAUGCAGCUUUGAUGGAGUUCACACCACGACGAACAAAAGCAGUUCCUGGAGAUUUUGCAGUGAAAGAAGAAUCAAAAACGUUACGAACUGUAAUAGAAAAUCCAAUUGUCUCAACACAAUUCGUUGCAUGGUGUAGUAAAGUAUUUGUUGAACCAAUUCUUCAUGUAAUCACACUUGACGAAGAAAAAUCAGAAGAUUGGGAACAUGAAGAUGAGGAUGAAUUUAUGCCAGAACAAUUUCGAGAAAAAAUCAAAGAUAUUCAAAAACAGGAUCGUAAAAUGCAUGAAGAGAAAAGAGCAAGAGACAAAAAAGAAGGAAAGAAAGAGAAAAGCCAAGAGGAUGUCGUUGUCACGACAACAACAAUCAGUGAUUGGGCGAUUCAUGCAAUGGAAGGAAUGUUGCAAAGUGCAGAUAUUGAGGGAAGAGACUUCCAGAGUUGUAAAUAUGAUGAAUGUCUCUGGAGAGUUAAGCUUACUCAUCCUGCUCGAUCGCUAACCACUUCAAAACUGAGAAGGUGCAUGUAUGCAUCAGAUGGUCGAUUGAUGACAAUUAUCCGCCAAGACACAGAUACUCGUUCCUUCCGAAGAUUCGAUUUGACUGCUUCAAAUCCAUUCUGCCCAUCUUAUGUAUCUCAAUUGAUUCUUAUUAACGAUAUGUCACGAGAAAUGGUUAUCGCGUGUAGUACAAAUGGUGUAGUUCGAAUCUGGGAUCCAUAUUUUCUCGGAUGGUGUGAUGACUAUGAAAAGCCUCCAGAACUCGUAUCAGCAUCAUUUCCACUGGAAUCACAAAUGAAAAUUAGUGAUGAAACGAAUCGAUGCCUCUUUGAUUGGAAUCAGCAAAACGGAAAGCUUCUGUGUACCGGCACAAGAAGUGUCAGAAUUUGGGAUGCACACUGUGAGAAAGUAUGUCACGAUGUGAUGUAUUCUCCAGGAAGUAAACAACAGACAGGACCAGGAGCAAAACUCAAUACAAAUACUUUACCGACAGCAAUGUCUGGAAAUCUGGAUGAAGAAGGAAAUAUGGUUGCAGUCGGUUAUGCUGAUGGUCGAGUCGACUAUUUUGAUAUGCGAAUGGCUAAUCCAAAAGCUGCACGUUGUAAUCUUGCUCCUGUAAAUAUGUCAAAACAGUUUAAUGAUCGACCACCUGGAAUUAUGCAUUUGAGAGUUAAUAGACAAGGUUUUGGUACUGAAUUAUUUGCUGGAAGUCAAGAUGGAAGUAUCUACAAGUUACAACUUAGAAUGUUUAAGGAAGCAACUCCAUCAAUCGUUACUCCUUGGGAAUACGGAGCUCAUUCUCAUAUGUUUGUUCACGAAGAUUCCCGAAUUCUUGCAAGUGCUGGUGGUGGAGAAUUAGCAAUCUACGACGUUGCUCAAAAUAAGCUAAUGGCUCGUAUCUUACCACCCGGAGAGCCCAAUUCAAUGAGGAGAGAUAAAAAUUCAAGCACAUUUGGAUUGUUCAGCUCACAAAGGAAACUAUCACAAGUUCAAAUGAGUGGAAGAAUGUCAUCGAUGUCUUCAGCAACAGUUGGAGAAGAUCGACAACCAAAAGUUAUUUCAUUGACAAUGCAUCAAAUGAGACUGCUCACUGUCGCUGGAUACGAUGACAAUACAGUUUGUGUAUAUGGAUCCCCGAAACCCGGACUUACAGGCCACUACGAAAACACCCAAGGCGCCAGUUCCCCUCCCUCCCAAUCACUGUAAAUCUCCUCUGUAAAUUAUUUGAAUUUGUAGUUUCUAAAACCGUUACAGAAUACUUUAGGAUGUUUCUCCAUUGUUCUACAUUUAGAUUCUUUUAGACUUGAAAAAAAAACUACAUGAUUCUUUCUUUUCGUUUUCCUACUUCAUCUACAGUGCCUUAUUAAUUUCUUUUUUGAAAAACCCCUAAAUUCUAUUACCCUGUAAAUACUAGCAACCUAGUAUUUGUAUUUUGUGUUGUUCAUUAAUAGUAUUUAACCCACUUUUUUUGAAAACUUCUUCUAACUACCUGCUCAGCUAUCUAUUUGCCACCAUUUUCAUGUCUUGUUUUGCCAAUGUUGUUUCUUUAUAUCCUAUAUUUUAUUUUUCACCCUUUGUAGGAAUAGAUAAAGUUACAAACUUUAAAAAAUAAUGUAAACACAAUGUUAACAAAUUUUAUUAAAAUAAGAAUG